Molecule: messenger RNA, 5435 nt
Organism: Homarus americanus (American lobster)
Lineage: Eukaryota; Metazoa; Arthropoda; Malacostraca; Decapoda; Nephropidae
Product: collagen alpha-1(XII) chain-like
Exons: 15
Coding region: 21-2870 (949 amino acids)
Molecular function (GO): protein binding
Source: RefSeq, a predicted model, not a curated record
CAGCGACGCACACCGCCAACAUGCUGUGCUGGUCAAGGGUUUUACUGCUGCUGUGCGUCCUGCUUCUGGCUGCUGCCACCGAGGACAGUGAGGAACAGCAGAAAGAACAUGAUGAGCCUGAACACCUGAAUGAUGAUGAUGACAGAGGUGCCCCCCAGGAUGUGACGGUGACAGCAGUGUCAGAGAGCGCCCUAAGAGUAUCAUGGGAGCCGCCAUCUGAAGAUCCCGACUAUUACAGUAUCGCUGUUGAUACUGAGCCGGGAGUACCAGUAUACAACACCUCUUACAUCUUGGAAGGACUGGAAUCGUGUACAGAAUAUGAGGUUUCAGUAGCAUCUGAGUACGGGCAUGAUGAGUAUUUGGCUGAGCCUGUGUUGGGCAAAACAUUGGAUAUAGUGCCGCCUUCACCACUGAGCUGCCUGUUUGACAACAUUACCUCUAACGCGAUGGUUAUUUCCUGGGAUAAGCCACACUUUAAGUGUUCCAUUAUGAACUACAGCGUCAGCUGGUCGUGGAACACCUUGUGGAAGGAGGCAAAUGGUUCAGGAGAAGUCUUUACAACAGAACUUACCGCCAACUUAACAGACCUUCUGCCAUACGCCAACGUGACAGCUGAUGUUGCAGCCGCCACUAAGGCUGGGUUUGGUCUUCCCACAACAUGCUGGAAUGUUACGCUUCAGGAGAGAGGUGCCCCCCAGGAUGUGACGGUGACAGCAGUGUCAGAGAGCGCCCUAAGAGUAUCAUGGGACCCGCCAUCUGAAGAUCCCGACUGUUACAAUAUCGCUGUUGAUACUGAGCCGGCAGUAUCAGUAUACAACACCUCUUACAUCUUGGAAGGACUGGAACCGUGUACAAGAUUGUCGGUUUCAGUAGCGUCUGAGUACGGGAAUGACGAGCAUAUGGCUCCCCCUGUGAUGGGCAAAACAUUGGAUUCAUUGCCGCCUUCACCACUGAGCUGCCUGUUUGACAACAUUACCUCUAACGCGAUGGUUAUUUCCUGGGAUAAGCCACACUUUACGUGUUUCAUUAUGAACUACAGCGUCAGCUGGUCGUGGAACACCUUGUGGAAGGAGGCAAAUGGUUCAGGAGAAGUCUUUACAACAGAACUUACCGCCAAAUUACCAGACAUUCCGCCAUACGCCAACGUGACAGUUGAUGUUGCAGCCGCCACUAAGGCUGGGUUUGGUCUUCCCACAACAUGCUGGAAUGUUACGCUUCAGGAGAAGCCGGGGAAACCGAUCAUCGAUGUCAUAACACCUUAUGAGGGUUCAGCUUCCAUCACCUGGUCACCACCUGAGAAGAUCAACGGAGUAAUAUUGAACUAUGAUAUUUUUACCAUCAAGGGAAACACAAAAAGUAAUCAAACUGUGAAAGGAACAGUGUUGAUGAUGAUGGUUGAGGGGUUAGAGCCAUGUAAGACGUACAGCUUCACUGUCAGAGCUUCAACUGAGCCAGGACAUGGGCCGAUGAGUGAUGCUCUGAGUACUAUAAUCUACGGUAACUAUCCACCGUCGAAUGUAACUUGUAGUGUCGAUGAGGCCAAUGAUAACGUGGAAAUGUUCUGGGAGUCCUCUCGCCCUUACUGUCCUGUCUCCAACUACAGUAUCAACUGGAACGGUACAGUAUUAUGGAGUAACCAGACACUGUCGGACAGUGAACUCUUACCAUGGUUAAAUAAGACUGAAAGGUCUUUCCAACCGAGAGAUUCAGUACCGUAUACAUAUUACACCAUGUGUGUCAGCGUGUGGGGCCACACCAAUGAGAGCACGUGUUGUUCAGAAGUGAGCCCAGAGUCUGUUCCAGACGCGCCUGUCCUCCAGGACCUGCAGGUUCACCGAAACUCUCUCACCGUCAGUUGGAUUAAGCCAGUAAAAGAGAAUGGGAAGCUUGAUGAAUACAGAGUCAAUUGGCAUAAUACAAAUGGCAGUACUGGUCAAGAUCCAGUGGGUGCACCCAUCUGUGAAGAUGUGAUCAAGGGUGUGCAGGUAUGUGAGAACUACACCGUCACUGUCCAAGCACACACUGGGGCUGAGUGGAGCAGUGAAUCUAAACUGAGGACUGCAGUGAUCACAAAUUACAUUUCAGAAUCCGGUCUGAAUUGCUGCAAUGAGGAGACCAGACAAGUGGAGCUCAGCUGGAGUCUGGCAACCUCUGAGUGCCUCGUGUCUCGCUACAACUUGUACUGGAACACAACUGUUAUUUGGUCACAACACACUAGUUCCCAGAAUAUAACUAUUGCUGGGAGUGAGACGAGUCACGUGUUACAUGACCUGGAACCAUACACUAAGGUUUUCUCAUGCUUGAACGUCGUGGACAAGGAAGACGAGUCUACUUGCUGUUCAAUCACUACACAGGAGGAGGAGGCCAGUGCACCUAAAGACUUGAAGGUGUUGAGCAAGACCCAGCACACGGCCUCCGUUAAUUGGUCAUUACCUGAGAGCCUAAACGGAGAGCUAAAAGGCUGGCAUCUAAACCUGACACUCGACAAUGAAGUGAUAUAUGAGGCUAACUUAAGUGGAUCUUCCACCCAGUACACGUUUAACAACCUGCAACCCUCCACUGAAUAUAACGUUUCUAUAAGGGCUUACAACGGAGCGGGUCUUGGGGCUCCAGCAGAGAUAAUAAUUAACACAGUGCCGACGCCGCCCUCUCACGUCGGAAUGAUCGCGGGAGCUUCUGUAGGUGGUGUGUUGAUCCUGGUGGUGCUUGUGGCCGGUGGUAUAUUUGUUUUUAAAAAGAUACCGAGAAAAAGUCCGUCGUCCCCUGGAAUUAACCUUGAGUUAGAUCCAAGCGACAAGGAUGCUGUGCUUGAUAUGUAUCAGCGCCAAAAUCGAAGCUACAAGGAACAGCGAUAUAUGUUGAAGAAAUAGAUGGCAGGGAUGAAAAAAACAAAACAUUAACCUGCAACUUUAACCUCUUGUGUACAAUAGACAAUAAAGGGAUCGAUACGUGUAUUGUACAGUAUUUAAGUAAAGUGUAUGAAAAUGGUGCGAAAAGUUACUAUCUAUGUAAACUCACACCAAAAAAAGUAUCUUAAUAAUUUUGUGUGAGACAUUAUGACACAAUAAACUAAGGAUUUUGAUAACCUUACCGAGACAGCAAGAGUCGUAGUGUUCAUUUUGUAAUACAUCGAACACCCUCCGUGUAGAUACUCUUUUGGAGCGUACAGCAAGAAGAGGCCUGAAGCAGAUAAUUUCUUUGAUGGUGACAGUGCUUGAGAAGAAAAUCGACGUGGAUAGAUUCACAUUGUAUACGUACUGAUAAUGUAUUAGCUUUAUAUAUUCACACUUAUAUGAGUCGUUUGUGUACUAUAAAAACCAAACAAAACAAAACGAUAAUUAGUAGAAACACUGAGGGUCCAUUUCGACUUUUGAUGAUCGUUUAGCUGUUUUUUAUUCUUCACGGUGAUGUAACUUAGUGUCAAAUGUUAAUAGUAGUUUGGGACAUUGUCUUAGUACCCACAGAUAAGACGUCUCGGUAACGAGGUCAUCUUACUGGUAUUGAUACUUCACUGAUAGCAGAAUUUAAUAUGUUGUAUUAUGUGUACAUACAUUUCUAUUUUCAAGGUAUGAGAGGUAGUUAGUUAAUUUGGGAUUCUAGUCUAGGCUUAGUCUCAUAAGGUAACCAUUAUCAGGCAAGAAACAGUGACAGAUUAACACCAACAUGACCACUGACUAGAGAGAUUGAUCAAGGUCAGGGAGGAAGGUGGGGUGGGUGGGUCAACAACAGUUUUAGUGCACCUUGUUUCCGCUGUUUAUUUUGGUGAUGUUUGUAACUUAUUAAUUAAAAUAGAUUCCAGGGUGAUUGAUGAAUGUAGGGAGCGUCUCUGUUAGUUCGUUAGUCACAUUAUUUCCCGUUAGUCAUUAUACAACUGGAAAAGGUCAUAUUGAGUAUAUUUUUUUUAAGCCAAAUUUGAGAUAAAAAUUGAAUGACGGGAGAGCAGGUGAGAACACAGAGCAAACAACUUAAACUCACCUAAACCCAUAAAUUACUCUUAAUCGAGCAUCAUGGAGGUAAUUUUCAUAAAAGAAGGAGGUGGUAAAGAGGGGGUAGAUGGACAGUAUAAGAGUAGUUUCUAGCACAGGUCAUCUGAUCCCCACUGUGUGUCGCCCAGCAGACGUUAUUCGCUUAACACUGCACAUUCCUUCUCUACCACAAGUAAAUCCUAACACUUUCUUACUGGUACAUUAUCAGUAAUUUAAUCCUAACAUACCAACACAGACAGUGGCGCACCAAAGUCUGGGAGAGGGAGGUAACAGAGAGGGCUGAUUGCAUCCCUUACUGACGGUAUGAACAGCAACAAAAUAAGCUUAAAGUAAUUACCAUUAACUCUUCAUCAUUCCUGGUUGGGGCUCACAGCGGAGACAGGCAGAUUAGUGCUGCUUAAUUUAUAAUCUUAUGACAUAAUCCAGAAUUAGGAUGAUUGAUGGGUGAAUUAAACUCCAUCUCUAAGUAUUAUCAUUUAUAUAUAACUGAGUAAAAUGAAGUAAAUAUUUGUAAUACCUUGACAUUGUAUUCUGUUUCGAUUAAACUUAUCAUAUCGGGGGAACAGAACCGGAGAGUUAACGGACUAUAAUAUGCUCUCCUCUAGAGUGGGUUAUAUCACGGAAAAUUAAGUGAAGGUAAUUUAUUGUUGUUGCCACAUAAACUGUCAGGAGGAGAGUUGUUCUGUUUGUCGCAUCGUCACGAAAUAGGAUCUAAUGUUAUCGCAAUUUUUUAUUUCGGUAGAUGAUAACGGGACCUGGUGUUAUCAUGUAUUAGUAUGCUUUAACAGUUAAGGUUUGUUGAGGUCACUUAUCACACUAGUUCAUCAAUAAUGAAGAUUUAUGGGAAGUAAAUCUUUGUAUUAGAGACGUGAUUUUUUUUAUAUAAUGUCCAUUUUACUGCUGAGUUUAAUGGCUUGUAAAUAUAAAAUGUGUACAGUAAUUUUUUAUGCUUUAUGUUAUGUUAUCAUGUAUCAUUCUAUAAUAAAUUUAUGCAGGAAAACAUUGCUUAUAAAACUUGUAUUCCUCAAUAUUUUGUAAAAUUGCUAUGUUUUGUCCUGAAAAUUGUUCUGUGUUAAGUAGAGAGGCUGUAGGUGGUAUUUCUAUUACACUACAAGUGUAAUUCAUGGUCGGGUAGACCUAACUAUCAUCAUUAAAUCAGUUAUUCCUACAAGCUUGCAUGAGUUCGUAUAAUUUCACAUUUUCAUUGUAUUUUAUAACACUGUAGCCUUUCAUAACUGUAGAAUAUAUUAUGUACCAAAGUACUAAACUCAAGACUUGUGUUUAAUGUGACAAAGAUCAAAUCAGCUGAAGUUGACAUUUAUAUCAAAGAACUUUACCUAGAAAGACUAUAGUAUUUCCUGUAAGAGAUUGAUGGCUUCCUUUAAUACAUUCUUACCACAUAAGAUCACGUCUGUAUCUUUUGUUACCAGUAUUAUUAUUUUGAUGAAU